This is a messenger RNA of Branchiostoma floridae (Florida lancelet), 607 nucleotides long. RefSeq names its product proline-rich receptor-like protein kinase PERK8. The transcript is spliced from 4 exons. NCBI's taxonomy places the organism in Eukaryota, Metazoa, Chordata, Leptocardii, Amphioxiformes, Branchiostomatidae. The record is from RefSeq and is a predicted model, not a curated record. The coding region runs from base 146 to 607 and encodes 153 amino acids.
CGUCCCUACCCAUGCUGCCCCGCGGUGUUGGAUUGCGUGACGUUGCAUCAGAACGUCCCACCGACGCAUUUCAUAAGACGAAUUCACAUCCACACGAUCGAGAAUGCCGGCUGACUCAUUCUGCUGACCGCACGGUGCCCGCACCAUGACGGACGUGUCCCGCCCACCACCCCGGAAGAGCCCCGACCCGUCCGGACCUCGCGCCAAACUCCGGGCACGGAAACCGCCCGGCUGGCGAGCCAAACCUCCGGUCCCAAGUUCGUCAAUCAGGUUUCAGGCUGUUCCGUUUACGGACAGCACCCCCAUCAGACCACAGCCACCAGCCGCUGUUUCAUUUAACAACGGCACCCCCGCCAGACUACCUGUACCCUCUACUGCUGUCUGUCAAUCACCUGGGGAAAACUCUCGUCACCAUGACAACAGCCAAUCAGGCGCAAGCUUGAUCCCCAGCCCAAGUGAGGCGGUGAGAUCAGUCAUGACUGGAGCGAUGCGGCUGACAGGCCUGGUGAGAGAGACCAUGGUCAAGGUUACCCACGCUGCCUCAGCCACGACAAGCGUGGUGACAAGAACCUGCUGUGCAGACAAUACGGUGAGAGAACGGACGUAA